Messenger RNA from Zingiber officinale, 2141 nucleotides. RefSeq names its product serine/threonine-protein kinase PCRK1-like. Gene Ontology annotation, molecular function: protein kinase activity; ATP binding. Gene Ontology annotation, biological process: protein phosphorylation. The record is from RefSeq and is a predicted model, not a curated record. The coding region runs from base 636 to 1916 and encodes 426 amino acids. Lineage: Eukaryota; Viridiplantae; Streptophyta; Magnoliopsida; Zingiberales; Zingiberaceae. The transcript has 5 exons.
AAUAAUGGGCCGAUUCGGUUCGCGUACCGUGUAUAAAUAGGUAAAGGCCCAAUUCGAUUGGAUGGAGACGGGAACAUCUAGAUGGAUUCUACAAGUUAGCGAGAAUAGUCACUAAUUAUAUUACGAUUUUAUUUUUUGAAUAUAUAUAUAUAUAAUACAAUAAAAUAGAAUAUUAGCUGUAUAGAUUUCAAACCACCAAUGUUGACCCAGGGAGCACUGGCCAAUUAAGUGCGCUCACAUACGGUUACCUGGCAUCUACAUUGAUUACUUGCUCACCUCAAUCGUUUUCGCUAUCGCAUUUGUCUUCGGUUCACGCCCUUCCCGUUCCAACCUCGUCUGGAUCCUUCGGUGGUUGAGUAGGAAGGAGGAAUAGUAGUAGAAGAAGAGGUCUCCUAGCUGCCUCGUUGUGUUGACUUCGUCAUCGCCGCUGGUCGCUGGUCGCGCCAUGGGGGCUCGGGGUCGUAUCCCUUGAGGAGAUCUGUCCUCAACGGGAUCCCCAAUUGCCUUGGGGUUUGCGUGCUCCAUCCGUCGGCGUUCUUGAUUCAGUAUCCUCAGAAACCGUUAUUGCAUCAAGGAUUCAAAAUUCUUAUUUGGACUGUGAAAAUAUCAACCAUCUAGUUUCUUUUCUGUGAGACAUGAAUUGCUUCUCGAUCCGAAAUGAAGCCACUAAGGGGGUGGACUCCCAGGCUAGGAUGUCUGGGUCAAUUCGGUCUAAUAGCACCACAUCUACUGAGCAUGACAUGAGGAGGUCAGGAUCUGAGUUCAACUCUGGGGAUGUUACUGAUAUCAGCUCUGGCUCAAUGGGAAGGUCACAUUAUCCCAGUUUCUCCCAGAAACCGAACAAUCUCAGAGUGUUCACGUUUUCAGAACUGAGGAAUGCCACAAGAAACUUUAGCAGGUCGCUAAUGGUUGGGGAAGGUGGUUUCGGAUGUGUUUAUAAGGGGGCAAUCAAGAGCCUUGAAGACCAAAAUUCUAAUAUUGAAAUUGCAGUUAAGCAACUAAAUCGCAAGGGAGUGCAGGGACACAAAGAAUGGUUGACAGAAGUUAAUGUUCUCGGGGUGCUUGAACAUCCGAAUCUGGUCAAACUUGUGGGCUAUUGUGCUGAGGAUGAUGAAAGGGGAAUACAACGUCUUCUUGUGUAUGAAUACAUGCCAAAUAGAAGUGUGGAUGAUCAUUUAUCGAAUCGAUCUAGGACAACACUUUCUUGGCCCAUGCGAUUAAGAGUGGCUCUUGAUGCUGCUCGCGGCUUGGCCUACUUGCAUGAAGAAAUGGAGUUUCAGAUUAUUUUUCGCGAUUUCAAAACUUCCAACAUUCUCUUGGAUAAGGACUGGAAAGCAAAAUUGUCUGACUUUGGAAUGGCUAGACAGGGACCAACAGAGGGAAUAACUCAUGUUUCGACUGCAGUGGUAGGAACUUUGGGCUAUGCAGCUCCGGAGUACCUGCAAACUGGCCGCCUGACUUCGAAGAGCGACGUAUGGAGCUACGGAGUCGUCCUCUAUGAACUCGUCACCGGCAGGCGACCGAUCGACAGAAACCGUCCCAGAGGCGAACAAAAGCUCUUGGAGUGGGUCAAGCCAUACAUAACCGAUGCCAAGAAGUUGCGCAUAAUCAUGGACACAAAGCUACAAGACGACUACUCUCUCAAGUCCGCGACGAGGCUCGUUUACGUGGCGAACCGCUGCCUCGUGCGGCUGCCCAAGUCGAGGCCCAAGAUGAGCGAGGUGGUGGAGAUGCUGCGGCAAAUUGUGGGGGACGCAGAGGUCACGGCUCCGCAAGCACCUUUAAGGAGUUCAGAAGAGAAGACCACGCUGGAGAAAAAGAAGGGCAUCAAGAGGGCUAUGGGGGAUCGGAAAAUGUGCGAAAGCCUGGGUUUGGGGUGCCACGGAUGGAUGCUCAAGCUUGUGAAGACCCAUUGACGACGAUGAGAUCGACAGUCAUGAUUUUUCGACACGGUGACGCUUCUCAGUUCAGAGUAAUAAGUGUCGGUAGCUGCAUCAGAAUGUAUGCUUUUUCUCGAAGCUUGUUACAUGUCAAAUAUAUGUCACCCUUACAAAUGUAGAGAUACUGGAUCUUUAUUUUGUACGUCGAAUCAUUCUCCAACUGACCUAAAUGUGCUUAAUUAAUUUUACAUUACGUAGGAA